GACGCGUCUAAGUCUUGCUAAUUUCUGCGUUUGCUCAACUUAAGCAGCAGUCCUGGCGAUGGUCUCACUCGCUCAACUACGACCAUCAGUGCUCAACGCUGCACGACAAUCUCUUCAUCGUGCUCGCCUGCACGAAAAUGCAGUUUUCUCAAGAUCUGCCACCUUCGGGACCAGUCUCGCCGAUGACAUGUGGGGAGGUGAAGACUCGGCUGCUCCUCCACUAGACAAACCUCCAAUGGGCCCAAAUACAUACUACAACCCUUUAACUGCAACAAUGAGGGAACCAAAGAAGGACAUCGCGGAGCGUACAAAGCCUUACCACCUCCACGUAUACACUACACACAACAAUUGCCGCGUCGUUUUCACCUAUCCGUCCGGCAAGCUUGUCAAGAAUGGAUGGUGGACAAGUGGAUCAUGUGGUUUCAAGGGUGCGAAUAAAAGCAGCUAUGAAGCAGGGUAUCAAUGUGCUGUGCGCGCUUUCAAGCGCGUCGAGGAGGAAAUAACUCGUCCGAACUUCAAGGAUGGUGGUGUGUCGCCCGUCACGCUUGCGCUGAAGUUUAAAGGGUUCGGGUGGGGGAGGGAAGCCGUACAGAAGGCGUUCAUGACUUCUGAGGGAGAUAAUAUUCGGUCGUCGGUGGUGAUAGUUGAGGACAGGACACCUAUAAAGAUUGGAGGGACGAGGGCAAAGAAAGCAAGACGACUAUAGUAUUGUGCGCUGUUUCCGGUUGGUAUUGUGAUGCAUCUUCUAAAUUAAUGAUAGUUAUUCGCGGCACGCACUCUCAA
This is a messenger RNA of Suillus subalutaceus, 783 nucleotides long. RefSeq lists its product as uncharacterized. The transcript has a single exon. Gene Ontology annotation, molecular function: small ribosomal subunit rRNA binding; mRNA 5'-UTR binding; structural constituent of ribosome. Gene Ontology annotation, biological process: ribosomal small subunit assembly; translation; maturation of SSU-rRNA from tricistronic rRNA transcript (SSU-rRNA, 5.8S rRNA, LSU-rRNA). The record is from RefSeq and is a predicted model, not a curated record. Gene Ontology annotation, cellular component: ribosome; mitochondrial small ribosomal subunit. The coding region runs from base 59 to 706 and encodes 215 amino acids. Lineage: Eukaryota; Fungi; Basidiomycota; Agaricomycetes; Boletales; Suillaceae.